UCGCAUGGCCGGAAAGCGGAGUGGUGUUUGUGAGUUUCGCUGCUGGCCUGGUGGCAGUUCAGCAUGAGUUAAAGAAGAGUGAAGUGCGUCAUGUGGAGUGUGUGAGCUGUGUGAAGGACGGGGCUGAGUGUGUGAGCUGUGUGAAGGACGGGGCUGAGUGUGUGUUGAUGUUCUUCACCUCUGACAGACGAGUUCUUAAAGAUGUGAGUCUGCAGCUGUGGCCUGGUUCAUUACAGAUAGAGCAGGACUGGAGACAGGAAGCUGCAGGAUGUCUGACGGGGAUGAUGAUGUGCCUCUGAUCUUAACCUGGGACGAAGCAGCUGAUCUGCUGGAGGAGAAUGGCGUUGGAACCUACGAUGCUCUAAACAACACGAACAACCCCACAGCCCCGGACUCCAGUUGCCCGAAUUCUUUGCGGCAGAGUUGGGAGAUGAACUAUCAGGAAGCAGCAAUAUACCUACAGGAAGGGGAGAAUAACGAUAAGUUUUACACACACCCGCGGAACCCCCGCGCUCUCAGUGCCUACCUGUUCGUCCACAAUCACCUGUUCUACCUGAUGGAGCUUCUGACCGGAACCCUGCUCAUGCUGCUCUCGCUGUCCGAGGCUCCGGCUGUCCCCCCGCUCCGACUCGAUGUCUACGUUCACGCCACUCUGGAGCUCCUGGCGUUAGUGAUGGUGGCCUUCGAGCUGUGCAUGAAGCUCCGGUGGCUCGGCUUUCACACGUUCAUACGGCACAAGAGAACCAUGGUGAAGAUGAGCGUGUUGCUGAUCCAGUUCGUCGAGGCGAUCGUAGUGUUGGUGAGACAGACGUCUCACUUGCGUGUUACGCGAGCCCUCAGACCCAUCUUCCUCGUCGACUGUCGUUACUGCGGUGCUGUGCGAAGGAACCUCCGUCAGAUUUUCCAGUCGCUCCCUCCAUUCAUCGACAUCCUCCUCCUCUUGCUCUUCUUCAUGGUCAUCUUCGCCAUCCUCGGCUUCUGUCUGUUCUCCACCAACCCAGCCGACCAUUAUUUUAACACGCUGGAGAACAGUAUAGUGAGCUUGUUUGUUUUGCUCACUACUGCAAAUUUCCCGGACGUGAUGAUGCCGGCGUACUCGCGGAAUCGCUGGUCCUGCAUUUUCUUCAUCGUUUAUCUCUCCAUUGAGCUCUACUUCAUCAUGAACCUCCUCCUGGCCGUGGUGUUCGACACGUUUAACGGCGUCGAGAAAGUCAAGUUCAAAUCCCUUCUGCUACACAAACGCUCUGCGAUCGAACACGCCUUCCAGCUGCUGGUGAGCCGCCAGAGACCUGAUGGAAUCUCUCUGAGGCAGUUUGAUGGACUGCUGCGUUUCUAUCGACCGAGAAUGAGAGCACGAGAUCGCUUUCUCACAUUUAAAGCUCUCAACCAAUCAGGAACACCCAUGCUCAGUCUGCAGGACUUCUAUAAUGUGUAUGAGGUGAUGGGUCUGAAAUGGAAGGCUCGGCGUAGUGGUGAACACUGGUUUGAUGAUCUUCCUCACACGGCUUUCCUCAUUUUUAAAGGAAUCAACCUGGUGGUGAAAUCCAAAGUGUUUCAGUACGUCAUGUAUAUCGUUGUGGCUGUUAAUGGAGUCUGGAUUCUGGUGGAGACCAACAUGUUAACCCGUGACUUUAACUGGUCCCGACUCGUACCCUGGAGCUACAUUGUGUUCCUCACGAUUUAUGGUGUGGAGGUUCUGUUAAAAAUCACUGGUCUUGGUCCAUUGGCUUAUUUCAGCUCUGGGUGGAACCUGUUCGAUUUCUCUGUGACGGUCAUCGCGUUUCUGGGUUUGAUUGCUUUGGUCUUCCACAUGGAGCCGUUCUACUUCGUUGUGGUUCUGAGACCGCUGCAGCUGCUCCGGUUGUUUAAGAUUAAGCAGCGUUUCCGUAAUGUGUUGGACACCAUGUUUGAGCUGUUUCCACGCAUGGCCAGUCUUGGACUGACUCUCAUUAUCUUUUAUUACUCCUUUGCGAUUGUGGGGAUGGAGUUCUUUGCUGAUGUCGUCUAUCCCAACUGCUGCAAUACCAGCACCGUCGCUGAUGCGUAUCGGCAAAUCAACGUAACCGUCGGCAACCACACAGUGCUGCAGGAGGGAUAUUACUAUCUCAACAACUUCAACAACAUCCUCAGCAGCUUUGUGACACUGUUUGAGCUGACUGUCGUCAACAACUGGUACAUCACCAUGGAAGGUGUGACAUCACAGACGAGUCACUGGAGUCGCCUUUACUUCAUGACCUUCUACAUCGUCACCAUGGUUGUCAUGACGAUAAUUGUGGCUUUCAUCCUCGAUGCUUUUGUCUUCCGGAUGAACUACAGUCGCAAAAACAGAGACCCACAGGAUGAUCUGGAAGAUGAGAAGGGGAUCGUGUUUGAAGUGGAAGUGUCUCGUACUGAAGCUUUACAGACACUGGAACUUUACAAACACACACUUGCUGGGACAAACAUCAGCUCGCUACAGGAAAUGUGUGUGUCCAUGGACCGGAAUGGGCACUUGAGUCUCGUGUUCCAGGGUCGCAGGUCACGCACAAAAAGUGACCUGAGCAUGAAGAUGUAUCAAGAGGAGAUACAGGAAUGGUAUGAAGAAUAUUCCAGAACGAAUCUACCUCAGACUGACCAUGUGCUCCACCCAGACCUGGACAUUCCUGAUCCAACACACAGCAUCAACUGAGACACACACUCCUGAAGAAGUUGUUUUAUGUAGACGACGGACCUUCUCGGCCGUCUUUCCCUUCCUAAUGAAGGCUGCGCUGCAGGUCACCAUAGCGACGACCCCUUCCUGUAUUCUCCAAUGACUUCCAGGUCACCACCUGCAGAACUGAUUAGCUGACAGGAAGUCUGAUGAGCUGACAGGAAGUCUGAUUUCCCUUCGCAACCUUAGGGUUUUGUGACCAAUCACAUCACGGAAAGACCAGCUGUCGGAUCGCACUCGGGUCCAGGAACCAUUUUAUUUUGUUUUAUUUUUCAGAAGCACAAAUGACUUCUCUCUUUAAAAUAAUAAUAACCUCACACACACACACACAGGUCUGGCUUUAGCAUCUAGACACACAAAGUUCUCGGUUUCCGCUAAACCAGGAUGUAAUUAGCAUUUAAAAAUCUAUUAGUGCAGAUUUUUUCAGCACAUAUUGUUCAUAUUGUUUUACAUAACUCAGUCCAAACCUUAAAAAAACCAUACUUUGCCCCAGAAUGCUAAAGCUUGCAUUAGCGAACGCACCAUGCUAACUGAUCCUUCCUUGUGUUUAUUCACGGUUAGCUGCCUCGUUAGCUCAGAACUUCGAGUUCCAUCGCAAUAAUCUGGGCCAGCUACAGAAAUAAAUCAACCAGAUUUCCCUCCCUCCAUUUCCAAAACCAUGCAAGAAACCUCUCCCCAUGCUAACGCUGCUAACAGUCAGUAGGUAGGGAACCUGCCCUGCUAUCAUGCUAACUCCUCCUCAUAAUACCUUCACCACAGAAUCUUGAGCAAGAUUGUUUUUUUUUUUUUUCCCUUCCAGGUAGGAGUUCUUUAAACAGUUCUCUUUUUACUUUUGAGCUUUGUUUUCUUGAAUAAGUUACUCAAAAUGGAGUCUGAAAUAGCUAUAGUGCUAAUGCUGUGCUAUGCAGGUGCACAUGAUCUCUCUCUCACACACACACACACACAUCACUAAAAACAGUUUUUAAACCCUUUUUUAGGAGAAAAAUCAGAGGAAAGCGCAUUGAUAAGGCUAUUAGCUAAAUCUAAAACUUUGGAAGUGAUGAAAAGCUCCUCAGCUAGCUUAGCUUAACUUUCAGUGUAGCUUGUGAGCUAGCAUUCCACCUCCACAAGGAGCAGCGAAAUAAAUAUAGCUGCAAACUAGCGAUAAAAUGAAGAAAAAUAUCGUUAUUUAAGCCAAAAGCAGGAUUCGGAUUAAAGUUGAACACUACAUUCACACUGCAAGGCUAAUGCUCAAUUCCGAUUUUUUUUGUGAAAUCCGAUUUUUUUUUUUUUUGUGAGGUCGUUCACAUUAACAAAUAUAUGCGACUUGUAUGUGAUCCUCAGUAUGAACGAAAAGCGACCUAAAAGUGUUCCGCAUGCGCAUUGCAGGAUACGACGACGUCGCACGCAGUGAGCAUGGCCAGUGUUUACGGAAGUAACCUAAAGUUUCCUGUGUAUGACAGUAGCCAGCAUGGAGUACCCAGCGAUGAUGCAGUUGUUGUUGCGAUGGAGCCAGAACAUGCACAAUAGCCUGAUGUUAAGGAGGAGGUUGAGAAGGAAGAGGGCAAGGGUUUUGGCUCAGGCGUUCUGCGGGGUAGUGACUGCAACCUCCGUUCAAAGGAACAUCAAAGCCAUGUUGUUGUAACUUUUUUUGAGAGACCCGCCGUCUACUUCAGCGCAGAAUAGUGACGUUUGUGGCUUGUUGAUGACGUGUAAGUCGGAUGAAUGCGACCUGGCGGUUCAGACUGAAGUCGCAUAUGAAAAGAUUGGAUAGGAAUCGGAAUUAGGACCACGUAUCCAAACGGCCUGGGUCGGAUUUGAAAAAAUCGGAUCUGUGUCGUUCAUAUUGUCAAUAAAAGAUCGGAUACAGGUCACAUAUGGGCGAAAAAAUCGGAUUUGAGUCACUUCAGCCUGCAGUGUGAACGUAGUGGAAAUGUUGGAACUUUUUGCCUCAGUAAAACAUGCUAAUGAUGUCUCAAGUGUCACCUGUGUUAGCAAAAGUAUUAGCUCUUCUCCAUUUAACAUUUCGCUCAUCGUUAGUGACGUUUACAGAGAUCUGUUCAGUUUGUUUGUUUGUUUUUUCUUCACUGAUUCGCCUCAUAACAAAUGCGACAACCUUUUGAUCCUUUUGCAUUAAUUUAUUUCUAAUCAAGUUUUAUUCUAUGAAGCCUGGAAAUCUCUACAGGCGUCCGAUGACCUCCAGUAUUUUAACUGUUUUUUUAAUAGACCAAGUUUACGACAUUUUAAGCGCAGAUGCGUUCUGUAUCCAAACGUAUCUGUGAAUAUCCGCUUUACUAGUCACGUUGUCAGUUUAUAUUUAAUUUGAGGUGUAAAGAUCUGCAGUGAUGAAGCUGUUAAACUUCUCCAACACUAAACUCGGAAUAAAAUGUGUGACGAUGGCAGAUCUGAGGGUUUACACAUGACACAACUUUUCUAUUCCUGUUUUUUUGUAUUAUAAUAUUAAUGAUGAUAAUAAUGUAUUGAAUCUAUUAAACGAUUCGUUUCAGUGAA
Messenger RNA from Neoarius graeffei (lesser salmon catfish), 5179 nucleotides. It is a transcript of the gene tpcn1, whose product is annotated as two pore segment channel 1. NCBI's taxonomy places the organism in Eukaryota, Metazoa, Chordata, Actinopteri, Siluriformes, Ariidae. Gene Ontology annotation, biological process: transmembrane transport; monoatomic ion transport. The coding region runs from base 269 to 2668 and encodes 799 amino acids. Gene Ontology annotation, molecular function: monoatomic ion channel activity; voltage-gated channel activity. The record is from RefSeq and is a predicted model, not a curated record. Gene Ontology annotation, cellular component: endosome membrane; lysosomal membrane. The transcript has 27 exons.